Molecule: messenger RNA, 936 nt
Organism: Rasamsonia emersonii CBS 393.64
Lineage: Eukaryota; Fungi; Ascomycota; Eurotiomycetes; Eurotiales; Trichocomaceae
Product: Sulfonate biosynthesis enzyme
Exons: 5
Coding region: 1-936 (311 amino acids)
Source: RefSeq, a predicted model, not a curated record
AUGUUGUCUUCCAUCCGCAACGCGCUGGCUGCAUCAUUCUUCAAGCAGCCUGCCAACGCCGUCCCAGCCCAGAAGAUCCUCCGAGCGGCGGCUCCGGCCGUCACGGCUGCCCGCUCCUUCUCGACCACGCCGGCUCAGAACAAGAAAGGAGUCACCCUCCUUCAGGAUAAGGACGACGGAUUUGGCUUUGCGCGCUCGAAUCCCCGGCCUGCGAAGCCGAGGAGUAAGGGAGUCACGGAAAUUAGGGGGCCAUAUUACACGGUCAUGGGAAAGCGGUACCUAUCGGAUGUUCUGGAAACGAUGGGCACGCAUGUGGACGGUCUUAAAUUCGCGGGAGGCAAGUCUAGAAUCCAUCAGGGCGGCUGGGCCGAGCACCUGCUCACGCACGCAGACGUCGGGUCGGUUUUUGACAAAUAUCUGAAGAAAUGCAAGGAUCUUGGCUUCGACGUCAUCGAGGUAUCGUCCGGCUUCCUCUCGAUCCCGGGCGAUGACUGGCUGCGGCUCGUCGACAAGGUACACGCGUACGGGCUCAAGGCGAAGCCCGAGCUGGGCAUCCAAUUCGGUGCCGGAGGCGACACCGCGGCGAGCGACCUGGAAGCCAUCGGUACCUCUGACCCAGGCAAGCUGAUCAACAUGGGCAAGAAGUUCCUCAACGCGGGCGUCGAGCGCCUGAUGAUCGAAUCCGAGGGGAUCACGGAGAACGUGAAGUCGUGGCGAACCGACGUGGUGAGCACGAUCAUGAAGGAGCUGCCCCCGGAGAAGGUCAUGUUCGAGGCGGCCGACCCCAAAGUGUACAACUGGUACAUCCGCGAGUUCGGGGUCGACGUCAACCUCUUUGUCGACCACUCGCAGAUUGUGCAGCUGAGCUGUCUGCGCCACGGCAUUUGGGGGAUGGCGGAUACGUUUGGCAAGGUGGUUUCAUUCCGACCGGAGUGA